This is a messenger RNA of Labrus bergylta (ballan wrasse), 2748 nucleotides long. It is a transcript of the gene lhfpl4a, whose product is annotated as LHFPL tetraspan subfamily member 4a. NCBI's taxonomy places the organism in Eukaryota, Metazoa, Chordata, Actinopteri, Labriformes, Labridae. Gene Ontology annotation, molecular function: GABA receptor binding. The record is from RefSeq and is a predicted model, not a curated record. Gene Ontology annotation, biological process: sensory perception of sound; gamma-aminobutyric acid receptor clustering. Gene Ontology annotation, cellular component: inhibitory synapse; postsynaptic membrane; plasma membrane.
AAAACCACUGUCACAGGGUCGGCAGUGUGUGCGCUGUUGAAGAACCGAUUUCUAUUUUUUUGUACAUUGUCCAUUCUCGGGCUUUCUUUUGUUGUCAAGUUUUAAAUCCGGAUUCAAGUAUGUCAAUGUCUGCAACAGAGUCUCCGUCUAUUUCUUUUGGAUCUUUGUUCGUUUUGGUAGGAUUCAUCAUCAUCUCGGGGAAAAUCGACUCAUAUCUCAUCUGAAGCCUGUUGGGUCUGAAUGCACAGCAGAUCGGGUGGAGGUGAGAUGCUACAGGAAGACUAUGAUGCGCACCCCGUCCGUCACUGGCCGCUGUUUUUGGCUCCGUGAGCUCGGCUGUCUGUUCUGCUGUGCCUUUACGCGCUGAGAGGAGCAGAGGGGAGAGGAGAGGAGAGGAGAGGAGAGGAGGGGAGAGGAGAGGCUUCCCCCGUCAGCUGAAUCACGCUUCACCACUGAGUUGAUUGACUGAUCUGAGAAGAAGAAGAAGGAGGGACGCAGGAGGGACAGGGGUAGACCAUCCAAAAAAAAAAAAGCAGUAUCUAGAGCGGCUGACUGACUGAGCUUCAGAGGGAGACGAGGGGAGUCACUGGACCUUUUGGAUAUUUGUGCGGGGGGGUUGGUGGGGGGGUGGUGAGAGAAAAAUGCUGCCUUCCCAGGAAGCAUCCAAAAUCUACCAUGACACCUACAUGCGCAACUCCCGGGCCAUCGGGGUCCUGUGGGCGAUCUUCACUAUCUGUUUGGCCAUCAUCAACGUGGUGGUCUUCACCCAGCCCUACUGGAUCGGCGACAGCAUCAACACCCCUCACGCCGGCUACUUCGGCUUGUUCCACUACUGCGUGGGCAACGGGAACUCCAACAGGGAGCUCUUGUGCCAGGGCACCUUCUCUGAAUUCAGCUCCAUCCCGUCGGGAGCUUUCAAGGCGGCCUCCUUCUUCGUGCUGAUGUCCACGGUGCUCAUCAUCAGCUGCAUCGGCUGCUUCGCCCUCUUCUUCUUCUGCAACACCGCCACGGUCUAUAAGACGUGCGCCUGGAUGCAGCUGCUAUGCGCCGUGUGUCUGGUGCUCGGCUGUAUUAUCUUCCCAAACGGCUGGGACACAGAGAUCAUCCGGGACAUGUGCGGAGAGGACACGGGGAGGUACACCCUGGGUAACUGCUCCGUGCGCUGGGCUUACAUAUUGGCUAUCAUCGGCAUCCUGAACAGCCUCAUCCUCUCCUUCCUGGCCUUUGUGCUCGGCAACCGGCAGAGCGACUUCCUGCAAGAGGAGCUGAAGGCCGACCACAAAGAUUUCGUCGUGUCACGGCUCCAUCUUGGCUCUUCUCUCCGAAUGGAUGGAAUUGAGAUCCGCGACUCAAAGGAUCCAAGAUACGCGGUCCACCGUUUCCACUGAGAACAGAACUUCCUCUCCCCCUCUUAAAGUCCCUCCCCCCCCUCCGUCCUCGUUCUCCUCCUCUUCCUCCUCUGAGUUCUUCAGGUUAAACCUUGAUCUGGACUUGGAUGUGGUCUUGGAGGCCCAGCAGUUUGUACAAAAAAGGACUCAAGUGUUUUCACCUGACAGGACGUAGGACCGUCAGCUUGACCAAACUCUGGGAUCAAAACAAAAAGUACAGAGAUAUUGUUUAAAAAAAGAUGAUAUAUCAAAGAUUAUAAGGUGAUUUAUUGUGAUCAAAUGCUUGCAGCUGGAGUAUUCUAUGAAAAUAUACAUAUUUUUACUGAGUGGAUUAUUUCCACCUUUAAAAGUGACGAUAUAAGUGCGUAUAAAAAAGCACACAGGUGCUACUUCUAUAAAAAAUAUAUGUAAUGAAAAGAUGCACACAGGUAAAAAAAAAGAUGAUUUUGUACAGCCACAGUGUAAUUUUUACAUCUUUUUCAAGUCAAUUUUCAACUUCUCUUUGUACAAGACGACUUCUGAUCCGCUCAGAUACAAAAAUAAAUCACUUGACAUGUUUCUAUGGAAACAGGGAAAAAAGGAAAAAAAAAAACGUCCAAGCAUCUUCUCCCUGAACAUGACACAACAUCCAUGUGAGCUGUGGAGUAGUGCAACCUGUUUCAUUGUCAAAUCAUGAUUUAAUGAAAAGAAAAAAGUGUGGAUUCAGCACGUCUUUAAACGUGUGCAAUUCGCCAUAAUCCCACGGCAGCCAUAUUCCUUUGACGUCACCUGCAGGGUGGGAAACUCAAACGCCGUUAUUAUGUCUCACCGCUGUGUUCAAGCCGCCGUGCAAAUUGUAUAAACUUUACAGUUUGACACUUUCACACGAGAAGAUAGCAAAGUGUAGACGCCUCACUUUCUGAAUUGUUAGCUUACAGUUGUGUUUUUGCAGGAAAUCGUUCAGUCAGACGGACGGCUCACAUUUUGUAAUGUUUUGAAAUGUCGAUCGCAGCAGCAGAACAUUGUUUGUGAUUGGCAUCGAGGCUCGGUGCUCAUCACUCCUCACAGGUUUAUUUUACAUGACGAGUGAUGAGGUGGUAUCUUAAAACCUUUUGUAAGAGCCUGCAGGUGGAUGCUGAAGUGAUGGAGAGUGUAAUGCUGGUGCAGGGCAGAGCAGAGCAGAAAGAGAGACCGGAAAUCUUGCAGCUUAAAUUGACGACCAAAUCGAGAGGAUGUCAUCCAAUCUGUUGUGAAUGAGCUGUUGGAAGCUAGUUGGUUAUCAAAUGUCUUAACUGUCAUUAAAAUAUGACCAAGCAGCAACCUCCCGUUUGAAAAAUUAAGCUAAUGCGGAAGUGCAAAACUGCAGUUCAUCGAGUGUCCA